Molecule: messenger RNA, 2964 nt
Organism: Limulus polyphemus (Atlantic horseshoe crab)
Lineage: Eukaryota; Metazoa; Arthropoda; Merostomata; Xiphosura; Limulidae
Product: cytochrome b561-like
Exons: 6
Coding region: 431-1291 (286 amino acids)
Molecular function (GO): oxidoreductase activity
Source: RefSeq, a predicted model, not a curated record
AAAAUUAAAUACAUAAUAACUGAAAUCGGUCUAAUUGUCUUUGCCUAUAGGGCACCUGAGUCGGCAUUGGAUAACCAGCGGAUGAUAUCCCCGCUGUUUAAUUGUUUCUUCUUGUAUUUUAUGGUUUUUUUUUACCGCCUAUCGAAGUCUCGUACCAAUCAAUUAAACUUAGUUUGGCCGAGUGAGUUUAUGAUUGACUGACAUACCAACGUUCGCAAGGGAGGUGGAGCUUAACUAAGUAUUAAACGACAGGUCACGUGAGUUACACACCCGUGUUAUAUUCGUUGUUUGCUGUACAACGCCUAAGAGCGAUCAGUCCAACGCAAUAGUACGUCAAAGCCUAUGGGAAUUUGCAUAAACUCUGGAUUGUGAUACUUAUUAAAACAUUAGAGUUUAAUUUUUUAUAUGGAAGUAAAACUGAUAGGACAAAAUGGCAUCAGUAAGCCCUCUUGUUAAUACACCAUCAUCGGCCGGCUCUCCUACAGUAGAAGAAGAAUCUAAAGCACCCCCUACUGCUAGUGGUCCCGUGCCACUCAACACAAUGGAUUCACACGUAAACCAGCAGCAGGACUUGCAAGUAUUUACCGUGGGUUUUUUUCUGGCUCAACUGCUAGGAGUCUUGUGUGUAGCUUUGGCUGGGGCUUGGAGUGGUCACUACCUCGGUGGAUUUGCUUGGCAAAGUGUGCCAAGUUUGCAGUUUAACUACCAUCCAUUGUUUAUGGUUAUAGGACUUGUCUUUCUGUAUGGAGAUGCUAUCCUUGUGUAUCGAGUGAUGCGGAAUGAGAGAAAAAAAAUUCUAAAACUGAUCCAUGCAGGAUUACACACACUGGCAUUUAUCUUCGUAGUUGUGGCACUUAAGGCAGUGUUUGAUUCCCACAACUUGGCUGCGAAUCCCAUCCCCAACAUGUACUCUCUUCACAGCUGGCUAGGCUUAGCCGCUGUUGUUCUAUUUAGUUUACAGUUUGUAUGUGGCUUUGUGUCAUACUUGUUUCCUGGAGUCAGUCAAUACUGGAGAGCUUGGUACCUUCCUGUUCACGUAUACUUUGGAGUUGUUAUCUAUGUACUGGGAAUCGGAGCUUGUUUGAUGGGAAUUACAGAGAAACUGAUAUUCUCCUUAAAAUCAGACUACAAGGAUUUGCCUGGAACAGCUGUUUUAGGAAACAUCCUCGGUGUAGUGCUAGUUUGCUUUGGAAUCUUGAUUGUCUACCUUGUGACUACCCCCCAGUUUAAACGUCAGUCGUUACCAGAAGAAGAAAAUCUUCAACUGACACCACAUUCUCCUAUCAACUAAUCCUGUUCUAUAACUUCCCAUUCUCCUGUUAACUAAUCCAGUUCUAUAACUUCCCAUUCUCCUGUUAACUAAUCCAGUUCUAUAACUUCCCAUUCUCCUGCCAGCUAAUCCAGUUCUAUAACUUCCCAUUCUCCUGUUAACUAAUCCUGUUCUGUAACUUCCCAUUCUCCUGCCAGCUAAUCCAGUUCUAUAACUUCCCAUUCUCCUGCCAGCUAAUCCUGUUCUAUAACUUCCCAUUCUCCUGCCAGCUAAUCCUGUUCUGUAACUUCCCAUUCUCCUGCCAGCUAAUCCAGUUCUCUAACUUCCCAUUCUCCUGCCAGCUAAUCCAGUUCUAUAACUUCCCAUUCUCCUGCCAGCUAAUCCUGUUCUGUAAAUAGCUUCCAUAUUAAUAUUUUGACUGUCUCUAAGUUACACAUCAUAUUUUCAGAUGUUUUCCACAGAACAGCUAAGCAACUGUUCCUACUGAGUUCCAUGUACUGUUUUCCUUGAAGUGAUAUUUUUGUUUUUAAUUUCCUCUGCUUUUUCUUGUAUCGUAUUCUUACUUUCCAGUUACAAACAACCGACAAGUUUUAAAACGUAAUAUAGUAUUUGUCUCUGUGAUCGUGGCUUUUUGUAAUCAGAUACUGACUAGUGCAGUGGUCAGAAAGUUUUGGCUUAUCCAUUGGUCAGGCUAUCAUAUCAUGAAAUGUUGCAUUUAUGGCUAGUUGUUAAAGAGUAUUUUCAUUCAGAUCAUGUUGUUACUGGUUUAUAGUGAGUGUCUUAACUUUGUGAGUUUGUAAAAAAAAAAAAGUGAUUUAGUAGUUGUAUGUAAAAUGGUGUUUAAAAUGGCCAGACUCUGUUGUUUUUGUUGCAGGUUACUUCCGAAUCGGUUUGAUUUUCUGACAGAGUUGAAUAUUAGAAUAAAAUUCGUUGGCCUACAUUUAUCGGUAAAGUAAAUCUCAUGUAACUCGUAACGCUCCGAGUGUAAGAAACAAGCACUAGAAUGCUGCCUGAGCACUGUCUCGUAUAAAGUGGCACACUCAAAUUCAGCAGCUUGAUACUUUAUUUUCUUAAACCUUUAUGUAUUAUAGCACAUUAAACUGUCUGCUUCAUUAGUUAGAUAUCUAAUCAUCUCAGUUAGCAGGAAAAUGAUAGCUUAGCGCAUUCUUAAUUCUGUCCAGAUCAUAUGUUUACUAAAGUUUAUGGAAUUCUGUUCUAUCAGAUCAAAAUUACUGUGCAAAUAACCAAUAAAACAGUGCCAACAUUAGACUCAGCCGUGUACAAUAAAACAGUGCUAACAUUAGACUCAGCAGUGUACAAUAAAACAGUGCUAACAUUAGACUCAGCCGUGUACAAUAAAACAGUGCUAACAUUAGACUCAGCAGUGUACAAUAAAACAGUGCUAACAUUAGACUCAGCAGUGUACAAUAAAACAGUGCUAACAUUAGACUCAGCAGUGUACAGUAAAACAGUGCUAACAUUAGACUCAGCAGUGUACAGUAAAACAGUGCUAACAUUAGACUCAACAGUGUACAGUAAAAUAGUGCUAACAUUAGACUCAGCAGUGUACAGUAAAACAGUGCUAACAUUAGACUCAGCAGUGUACAUUAAAACAGUGCAAACAUUAGACUCAACAGUGUACAAUAAAACAGUGUACAGUAAAACAGUGCUAACAUUAGACUCAGCAGUGUACA